Symbiodinium sp. CCMP2456 is the source of this 303-nucleotide messenger RNA. The record is from the annotation of a GenBank genome assembly. Lineage: Eukaryota; Dinophyceae; Suessiales; Symbiodiniaceae.
AUGGGGAGCCAACAAGUGUCACUGGCCAAAACUGGCCCUUCUGUACCGUGCUUCGUGGCCAGCCAACCUGGCCUCAGCGUGAUCAGGGGAAAAUACCUGCGUGUAAUGCAGAUGAAGAAUACAUUUGACAUCAAAUCAAACAAGUUGAAGAAAGCCACGAAUCUGGCUCAUGACUCAUCACUGCACAAACCAUGGCGACAUCAAAGUAUUGUGCUGCUCCUCUUCUCUCCUAGUUCGCUGCUUCAGGCCUGCUUGAGGCUAUCCGAUGCUGGCGUCAAGGUCUGCGUCAACGCACCUUGGUAG